AUGCAGUCCAGAGAGCCCUCUCAUGCCGGUUCAUGGUACUCUGACAACCGAAGCACUUUGACCCGCCAACUGGACCAGUGGCUCGCUCAAGUUCCCAACGAAAUCGAGGGAAUCGGCUCCUUGCCCGUACCUGGCUCCCGAGUUAUCAUUGCCCCACAUGCGGGCUAUGCCUACUCAGGACCAUGUGCGGCUUACGCAUACAAGGCUCUGGACUUGUCCAAAGCGAAGCGGAUUUUUGUUCUCGGUCCAUCGCAUCACCACUAUCUCUCGACACUUGCUCUCCCUCAACUUACUUCCUACUACACCCCGCUUUCAGACGAGCCUCUACCGCUUGACACGGUGCUUAUCGCUCGGCUUCUUUCAACAAAAGCAGUCAAACCAAACGGGUCAACAGUCAGUUUUACUACUAUGACCCGGUCGGUUGACGAGGAUGAACACAGUAUUGAGCUUCAUCUGCCCUAUAUUCACCGUCUGCUACAACUACAACAUCCCACCAAGCGGACAUCUCAAUAUCCGCCCCUGGUACCGAUUUUGGUUGGAAGCACUUCCGUGUCAACAGAGCAAGCCUUUGGAGCCUUACUUGCUCCUUACUUGGAAGAUCCCUCCAAUGUGUUUGUGAUUAGCUCAGAUUUCUGCCACUGGGGCCUCCGCUUCAGCUACACAUACUACGUCCCCCAAGCUCCCAAGCCUGGGCCGAAGCUUCCUCUUUCCGCCGAUUCUCUGCCUCAGCCGGGCGAUGGCCUGGACGAAUUUGAAAAAAAGAUUGAGCUAGUGUCGGCGGGUCACGCUCUCCAGCGGAGAGACCGAGCUCACAGUCGCGAGCCAGCGAUUCACGAGAGCAUUUCUGCUUUUGAUAUCGCAACUAUGGCUGCCAUAGCCACAGGCGAAACUGAGAAUUUUCUUGAUGCAAUACAAAGAACAGGCAAUACGGUAUGCGGCCGUCAUCCCAUUGGGGUGAUCAUGGCCGCGAUUGAAGCAAGCAAGACCCAGGAGGACGGGAAGAAGGGCAUGUUCCAUUUCAUUCGGUAUGAACGUAGCUCGGAUGCAGUCGAUAUUGGCAUCACUAGCAACCGUCAGAGCGCUGCGGAUUAUGAUGACGACAUGCAACGUGCGAAAGCAUUGGGAAUAGAUGCAUUCGCUUUGAACAUAGGCAUGGAUCCGUACACUGAUACCCAGCUCAAUUUUGCCUACGAAUCUGCCGCAAGAAACGACAUGAAAGUCUUCAUCUCAUUUGAUUUUAAUUGGUACAGUACUGGACAAGCCACUGCCGUGGGACAGAAGAUCAGACAAUAUGCUAGUCUGCCGGCACAGCUCAAGGUAGAUGGCAAGGUCUUUGCGUCCUCAUUUGCCGGCGACGGCCUUGACAUCGCUGCCAUGAACUCUGCCGCUGGCACCGCAGUGUUCUUCGCGCCGAAUUUUCAUCCAGGAGUUGGAGACUUUAAUGCUAUCCAAGGUGCACUCAAUUGGAUGGCUUGGCCUAACAAUGACAACAACAAAGCGCCGACCCCAGGUCAUAAUGUGAGCGUUGCAGAAGGCGACAAUAAAUACAUCGAGGCCCUAAAUGGAAAGCCGUAUAUUGCACCUGUCUCUGGUUGGUUCUCAACCCAUUUCGGCGGCGAGGUUCCCUAUAGCAAGAAUUGGGUCUUUCCCUCAGAUCUUCUCUGGUAUGACAGGUGGCAAGAGAUCCUGAGUCUCGGGCCUCGGUUUGUGGAGAUUGUCACCUGGAAUGACUACGGAGAGUCACACUACAUUGGACCAUUGUCCUCGCCUCAUACAGAUGACGGAGCCUCCAAAUGGGUAAUGGAUAUGCCGCACAAUGGAUGGCUGGAAAUGUCAAAGCCUUUCAUUGCCGCUUACAAGGCCGGCGAAAAGUCCGCCAACAAAUACAUCACCGAAGACAAGUUGAUCUACUGGUACAGACCGACUCCUAAAGACGUCAAUUGCGACUCAACCGACACUACCAUGCAGGGAAACCCGAACAAUUCAAGUGGAAACUUCUUCCGCGGACGACCAAACGGGUAUGAGACGAUGACCGAUGAUGUGUUUGUUGUCUCAUUGCUCAAGUCACCCGCUACUGUUCAGGUCACUUCAGGAAGCGCCAGCAAGACAUUCCAAGCACAGGCCGGGGCCAGCGCCUUUGCAGCACCCAUGGGGAUCGGCAAACAGAAGUUUUCGCUCCUGCGCAAUGGGCAAACCGUCAUGUCCGACACGAGUCUGAAAGACAUUGUCAACAGCUGCAUCUGCGGCAUCUACAACUUUAACGCCUAUGUAGGCACCGUGCCGCCGGAGAAGACCAUUGACAAACUCCAACCAGCGGGACUGUCAAUGCUGUAUCAGGGACUGACAGUACCAUGUCCAACUAACACUCUAGGACUUACUAGCCCUAGUGCCACCCCUCAGUAG
Molecule: messenger RNA, 2403 nt
Organism: Aspergillus thermomutatus
Lineage: Eukaryota; Fungi; Ascomycota; Eurotiomycetes; Eurotiales; Aspergillaceae
Exons: 6
Coding region: 1-2403 (800 amino acids)
Molecular function (GO): glucan endo-1,3-alpha-glucosidase activity
Source: RefSeq, a predicted model, not a curated record